Messenger RNA from Pteronotus mesoamericanus, 820 nucleotides. It is a transcript of the gene SFN, whose product is annotated as stratifin. Gene Ontology annotation, biological process: intracellular protein localization; signal transduction. Gene Ontology annotation, cellular component: cytoplasm. Gene Ontology annotation, molecular function: protein kinase binding. The record is from RefSeq and is a predicted model, not a curated record. The coding region runs from base 6 to 752 and encodes 248 amino acids. The transcript has a single exon. NCBI's taxonomy places the organism in Eukaryota, Metazoa, Chordata, Mammalia, Chiroptera, Mormoopidae.
GAGCCAUGGAGAGAGCAAGUCUAAUCCAGAAGGCCAAGUUGGCCGAACAGGCCGAACGCUAUGAGGACAUGGCAGCCUUCAUGAAGAGUGCUGUGGAGAAGGGUGAGGAGCUCUCCUGCGAAGAGCGAAACCUGCUGUCAGUGGCCUACAAGAAUGUGGUGGGUGGCCAGAGGGCUGCAUGGCGGGUUCUGUCCAGUAUUGAGCAGAAAAGCAAUGAGGAAGGCUCGGAAGAGAAGGGCCCAGAGGUUCGUGAGUACCGGGAGAAGGUGGAGACGGAGCUCCGGGGCGUGUGCGACACCGUGCUGGGCCUGCUGGACACCCACCUCAUCAAGAAGGCUGGUGAUGCUGAAAGCCAGGUCUUCUACCUGAAAAUGAAGGGUGACUAUUACCGCUAUCUGGCUGAGGUGGCCACCGGUGACGACAAGAAGCGCAUCAUCGACUCUGCCCGGUCAGCCUACCAAGAGGCCAUGGAUAUCAGCAAGAAGGAGAUGCCACCCACCAACCCCAUCCGCCUGGGUCUGGCCCUGAACUUUUCCGUUUUCCACUACGAGAUCGCCAAUAGCCCUGAGGAAGCCAUCUCACUGGCCAAGACCACCUUCGAUGAAGCCAUGGCUGACCUGCACACCCUCAGUGAGGACUCCUACAAAGACAGCACCCUCAUCAUGCAGCUGCUGCGAGACAACCUGACUCUGUGGACGGCCGACAAUGCCGGGGAAGAGGGAGGCGAAGCACCAGAGGAGCCCCAGAGCUGAGCCACGCUGCUACUCUCCCUGCCCUGCCCUGCCCGCUCCAGUCCCCCACCCCCAGCAGAGAGGACUAU